AUGCAGCAGCAGCAGCAGCAGCACAUGCAGCCGCAGCAGCAGCAAUACUUGCAGCAGCAGCAGCUCCACCCGCAGCAUGCACAGCAGCAGCACAUGCAGCCGCAGCAGCAGCAAUACUUGCAGCAGCAGCAGCAGCAGCAAGUCCCUGUAGCUCUAGAGGAUUUGUACGCGUCACUUAAGGACCCUCUGGGGCUAAUGCAGCAGCAGCAGCAGCAGCAGCAGCACUAG
Molecule: messenger RNA, 228 nt
Organism: Eimeria tenella
Lineage: Eukaryota; Apicomplexa; Conoidasida; Eucoccidiorida; Eimeriidae
Exons: 1
Coding region: 1-228 (75 amino acids)
Source: RefSeq, a predicted model, not a curated record